Molecule: messenger RNA, 1512 nt
Organism: Fusarium keratoplasticum
Lineage: Eukaryota; Fungi; Ascomycota; Sordariomycetes; Hypocreales; Nectriaceae
Exons: 3
Coding region: 1-1512 (503 amino acids)
Molecular function (GO): hydrolase activity, acting on carbon-nitrogen (but not peptide) bonds
Source: RefSeq, a predicted model, not a curated record
AUGGCAUCAGUAGCGGCAUCCUCCUCCAUCCUCCUCCGAGGCGGCACCCUCCUCUUCCACGACGACAAGGAUCACGUGAAACCCCUCCGCAACACAGACAUCCUGAUCCAGGCCAACCGCAUCGCCAAGAUCGGCAAGAGUCUCGUCGCGCCGGCCGGCACCGAGCUCGUCAACUGCAGCGGCAAGAUCAUCAGCCCUGGCUUUGUCGAUACGCACCAUCACCUGUGGCAGACGCAGCUCAAGGGGUGUCAUGCCGAGCAGUCUGUUUUCGACUACCUGGUGACGGGCUUCUGGCAGAGUUAUGCGUACAAGCCGCGGGAUAUGUUCUGGGGACAGCUUGGAGGAGCUUUGGAGGCGAUUGAUGCUGGGACUACGUUUGUACUGGACCAUGCCCACGGCAACCAGACCAAUGAACACGCAACCCAAGCUCUAUCCGCGACCAUAGCAUCCGGCAUCCGGUCAAUCUUUGCUUACUCUCACGCUCCCUACUUUACCAAAUGGGACUCAAAAACAUGUGAGCCGUCGCGCGACAUCAUGCCGGAUUCCAGCAUGGCGCACAUCUUCGAGCUCGCUAGGUCACAGCCGUACGGGAACGGCAGGGUCCACAUCGGUUUCGGGUUUGACUACUGGUUUCUGCCCAAAGAGGCUGUCGUGGGCAUCUUUUCCGGGCUGCGCCAGGCGGGAAUCAAGCUGUUUACGUCUCACUAUGCUAAGAACCCGGCUCUGGGGAACAACCCGUUGAUCUCUACCCUCGAGUCAUACGGCCUCAUAAAGUCGCCCAGCGAUAUUCUCUUGUCGCACGCGACUGGCCUCGACGCUAAAGAGGUGGCCAAGUUGGUCGAGACUAAGGUUCCAGUAUCGAGCACUCCGGAUACGGAAGCCCAGAUGGGAUUUGGCUGGCCAGUUGCUUUCACGUCGGGCAUCAGCACCACGUUUGGCGUAGACUGCCAUACCAGCAGCACAAGCUCCAUUCUCGCUCUCGCCAGGUCUGCGUCACACAUGGCACGCCAGCAGGAUGCUGUGGCAGAGACGGAAAAUGGCACUGGCGCUCCUCGCCGGAUGCAUCUUAACCCGAGGGGCAGCACCCAGGAGGCGUUUAACGCGGCCACGAUCAACGGAGCACGCGCAGUUCUUCUAGGAGACCAGAUUGGCUCAAUCAAGGAGGGCAAACUAGCAGAUUUGGUCAUAUUCGAUGCGCCCAGUAGCCCGGCAAUGAGCUGCGUCUCCGAGUCAGACCCAUUGGCAGCUGUCGUACGACACAGCGACGUGCGAGAUGUCGAGGGCGUCAUUGUCGAUGGAGUAUGGAGGAAGAAGAACGGCAAGAUCCGCCCGGUGACUGUCAAGGAGACGGGAGACACGUUGGAGUGGUCGCAGAUUAGGGAUGAGCUGCUCAAGAGCCAGCGCGAUAUCCAGGAGAGGCAGAAGGGUCUGAAUCUGGACAAGGCGAAGGAGGCGCUUGUUGCCAUGUUUUACAUUGACAAGAGCAAGCUGAUUGAGAAGCCACGGGAUUGA